GGACUUGGGAAAUUAUGUGAGUUAGAUGAGGACUGCGAUGAAAUAAAACACGCAAAAUGUUCAAAAGAUGGUAAGUGUAUUUGUCGAAUGACAACAGUAAGAGUAGAUCCAUGGACCUACGGACCGAUUUUAGGUGGAUUUUGUUGGAAGAAUGAAUCAUGUGCUGCUGAUAAUGCUGUUUGUAUUAACAAUGAAUAUAUUUUGGGUACUCAUUGCAAAAACGAUGAUGCAUGUAAUCAGGUAAAGUUUGCAAAAUGUUCUGAGAACAAAGUAUGUUCUUGUACAUCCAAUACUACUGCGGUUAAUCCAACGCUUUGCUUACCAGUUUUUGGAGGGUUUUGUUGGGAAACUGAUGAAUCUCAAUUAGGAAUCCCAUGUAAAGAUAAUUCUGAUUGUAAAGAAAUAUUAAACAGUAUAUGUUCUGGCAAUGGAAAAUGUGAGUGCCAAGUAAAUUUUAAAGAAUACAAUACUAGCGCAUGUGCCCCACUUCUGAGAGAAUCUUGUUUGAAAAAUCGAAUUUGCGCUCCACUUCAUUCCAGUUGUAAAGAUGAUAGAUGUAAAUGUGAUGAUGGAUUUUCAGAAUAUUCUACAGAUAAAUGUCUACCUCACUACAUACGAAUGCGUUGUGACAACGAUAAUGACUGUAGUUAUAUAUUAAAUUCAAAGUGUCGGAGUGAUGUCAAUAUUUGUAUUUGCAAAAGUACCCAUAAAAUGCUUAAUGAGACAACUUGUGCACCCUUGUUAGGUCAACAUUGCAAACCAAAUGAACAAUGUGCUAUGUCGAAUUCUCAGUGUAUAGAUAAUGUGUGUCAAUGUCAAUCAGGUUAUCGGAGUUAUAAUACACAUUGUUUACUUGUUGAUCAUAAAUUUUUGUACUCGUGUGAUAAAGUAUUAGAUUGCGGUGAUCCUUGGCAUUAUAUUUGUGAUAAAGAUAAGAAAUGUCGUUGCAACCGUUAUAAUUAUUCAAUAAAUAGAUCAACAUGUUCUCCGGGUUUAAAAGGCUCUUGUUGGAAGGAUAGUCAAUGCACGGUUAACAAUACUUCUUGCGUAAAUUUUCGCUGUCAAUGCAAUAAUGAAUUUAUCGCUGUUUCUAAUAAUUUAUGCAUGAGAAGUAUUAUCAUCAAUGUACCUAAUUAUACUCAUUAA
Molecule: messenger RNA, 1146 nt
Organism: Cotesia congregata
Lineage: Eukaryota; Metazoa; Arthropoda; Insecta; Hymenoptera; Braconidae
Source: the annotation of a GenBank genome assembly